This is a messenger RNA of Lingula anatina, 1945 nucleotides long. Its product is annotated as mitochondrial inner membrane protein OXA1L-like. Gene Ontology annotation, molecular function: polypeptide N-acetylgalactosaminyltransferase activity; membrane insertase activity. Gene Ontology annotation, cellular component: mitochondrial inner membrane; Golgi apparatus. The record is from RefSeq and is a predicted model, not a curated record. NCBI's taxonomy places the organism in Eukaryota, Metazoa, Brachiopoda, Lingulata, Lingulida, Lingulidae. Gene Ontology annotation, biological process: protein O-linked glycosylation; protein insertion into mitochondrial inner membrane from matrix.
GAUGGCAGCCUACAGUCGCAUGCGAUUUUGUUUACAGCGAUCACGCGGAUUUAUAUCCUGUCACCCACCGCACUCUAGAUGCUCUAGGGUAAAUUCAGAACGGAAUAUUUGCUGCCAUCAUUGUUAUUAGUUGUGGUUGCUUUUGGUACAGUCUAACUAUUUGAUAAGGGUUGAAGAUGUAUAUGAAUGUACGGUAUAGACACAAACUGUACAAGUCUGUAAACAUGAUGAGAAUGUUCUUGUGGGCAGCUGCAUUCUUUGCACCAGUGUUGAUAUUGAAGAUCAGGAAAAGACAGCCAAUACUGGAGUUUCCUGUAGAAAUAAACAGUUCGGAAAAGCACAGGAUAGCACUGGACUACAAGCUUUAUCCGGAUUUAUUUUAUACCAAUCGUGGAAAGUACACUGGUCUCUACCUUAGCUGGUAUAGGAAAAUGGGAAAAGGCAGGAAGAAAUUUGUCAGUGAUGCAGGCAAAUGGACGGGGAAUGCAGGUUACAAUCACACAUUGGGGGACACCAUUGCUGUGGAUAGGGACAUAUUCGAUAGCAGAGAUGAUGCAUGCAGAGACAUCUAUGAUGUUGAUGACUUUGAUAUCAAGUCUCUCCCUAAAGCCAGUGUGGUCAUCCCAUUUCACAAUGAGCCUCUGUCCAGCAUACUACGGACACUGCACAGCUUACUGACCAGGGGGCCAAGAGAGGUCAUCAAGGAGGUCAUUCUAGUGGACGAUGGAAGCACAAAUGAUAAAACUUGCCUAAAAGAACCCAUAGAAAAGGCUAUUUUAACAUUACCUGGUGUUAAAUUGAUAAGAACGGUCCAGCGAGAAGGUUCCACCAAGGCCAGGCUGAUUGGUGCAGCAUAUGUCACAGGAGAGGUCAUAUCUUACCUGGAUUCACACGUGGAAUGCAACCGCAACUGGUUGCUGCCUAUACUACAUCAUAUCCAUCAUCAUCCCAAUGCUGUUGCCAUGUCUCUACUGGACACUAUUUUUGGUGAUUCCUUUAACCUGCAAAAGAGUUGGCUGGGCUCACAUGGAGGGUUCAACUGGAAUUUAGAAUUCUAUUGGAAACCAAUACCAGCUGAGUUAAGGAAAAGUUUGAAAAACACUGAUCCAAUUCCUUCUCCUAUUAUGCCAGCUGGUGCGUUUGCCUUGAGAAUGGACUUUUUUAGACAGCUUGGCAUGUUAGAUCCUGACAUGAGAAUUUGGGGGGUUGACGACGUAGAGUUUUCUUUCCGAGCAUGGCAGUGCGGAGGGCGUGUUGAGAUUCACCCAUGCUCACGUGUCGGUCACAUCUUCCGUAGUGUUCCUUAUUCUUUCCAGGAUAAACCUGGGAAAGUGAUAUUUCACAAUGCUGUUAGAUCAGCUGAGGUUGUCCUUGGUCCAGAUUACCGCAAGUUUUUCUACGGACAAGCAACACACUAUGAUGUUUCAGUGAACAGAACUUCACUGAAGGAAAGAAUUCAGCUGAAGAAAAAUCUUAACUGUAAAUCCUUUGAAUGGUACAUGUCUAAUAUUAUACCUGAAAUGCCUAUCCCUCCAAAUGAUGCAGUUUUUUAUGAAAGACUAGAAAAUGUGGGUAAAUCAUUGUGUUUGGAAGAUAGCAAUGGGGCACCCAGUCUCGCAGAAUGUGUGAGUUUAAAGUCAAGUCAGAUGGCAUACAUUAAUAAAGAAAACCAGUUGAGGAUUGGUUCAAAGUGCUUAGGUCAAAACAAAAUGGACUCUAAAAACAACAUGGACACCAGGGUAAAAUUUGUUGAUUGUGCAGAAAGUGGAUUUGUGUUUGGUUGGGAGUAUGUGAAAGGAAGGUUAGAAAAUGGAGGCAGGUGUCUGGAUUUUGUGAAAGAAAAUGUUGUGCUAAGCAACUGCACUGGAGAUCAACAGCCGUCCCAGCGAUGGAGGUUCAAAUAUAACUUUGACUGGAAUAAAAGGCUGAGUUACUUUUAAAAUUA